Messenger RNA from Plasmodium vinckei vinckei, 1656 nucleotides. RefSeq names its product tRNA (adenine(58)-N(1))-methyltransferase non-catalytic subunit TRM6, putative. The transcript has a single exon. The record is from RefSeq and is a predicted model, not a curated record. NCBI's taxonomy places the organism in Eukaryota, Apicomplexa, Aconoidasida, Haemosporida, Plasmodiidae. Gene Ontology annotation, cellular component: nucleus; tRNA (m1A) methyltransferase complex. The coding region runs from base 1 to 1656 and encodes 551 amino acids. Gene Ontology annotation, biological process: tRNA methylation.
AUGAAGAUAAAAAAACAUGACUUUGUUUUGAUCGAUGAUGACUUAAAAUGCAGGUUGCAUAAAGUUGCGGAUAUGAAAAUAAAAAUAAAAAAAAAUUAUAUAAAUUUAAUGUUUUUAGUAAAUAAAAAAUAUGGAUCAACAUUUUCUUUUAUAAAUAAUAAAUGGGUAAGAAUAAAAAAACAAAAACAUAAAUUGGAUAUAGAUUAUGAUGAAGAUAUUACAGGAACAAAUAAAGAUAUAUAUCAUAAUAAUAAUUCCCAGAAAUUAACAGAAGAAAAUAUUGCAGAGAUAAAAGAAAUGAACUAUGAAAACCCAUAUGAAAUUGUCCAAAAGCUUGUAGAUAAUUCAGCUACAUAUAAUGAAAAAACUGUAAUAUCCCAAUUUAAAUAUAUACAAAAAAAAUUAAAAAGACAUUUAUGUCAAUUUACAGUAUAUGAAUGUAAUAUAUUUAAUUUAGCCAAUUUUUAUUAUAAAUAUUUCCCUGAGAAGAUUUCAUAUAUUCGUGUUGACUACUUGGCAAACCUUCUUUUUCACCUAAAUCGGACUGUGCUCAUAAAGGAUGGGAACAAUCAGAUGCUCGCUCAUAAUGACGAUAGUAAAAAUUGUAAAGAUGAUACAAACCCAGAUUUAUGUAACAACACUGGAAUAGCUAAUAUAGAAACAAAAGGAGAAAGUGAAAAUGAAAAGGUUGUUGAUAAUAGCCCAUUUGAUAAACAUAAUAUAAUAAUUUAUGAUGAUUCACAUGGAUUAUUAACUAGUGUUAUAAAUAUUGUUUAUGAUUAUAAUGUAAAUAUAUUAUCACUAGUAUAUAAAAAUACAUGUGGAUCCAUUAUACCCAGUUUUGGAAUAAAAAAAAAUACAAGUAUUGCAAAAGUGAAAAUAUUAGAUCCUCCAAAUGACAUAAGAACAAAUAAACAUAUUUAUUUUGAUGAAAAUUUAAAUAUAGUUUUUCCAAAUGUAGUAGAGAAUAAUGAGCUCAUAAAUCAGGCAGACAAAAAUGGUGUAAUAAACACAUUUGAUAAUGUAGAAACAAAUUUGAAUGAAUCUAAAAGAAAGGAACAGGAAGUUAUAGCAACAUUAGGGAAUGGGCUGAAGAAGGAUGAAAUAGGUGAUGAUGUAAAAAGUAAUAUAACGGAAAACUCACAAAAAAGAAAAGUAGAACAAAUAUAUAACAAUGAUACUAAUAUAAAUGAAAAUGUGAAAAAGGUACAUUAUACUAAUGAGCAUAUAAAAAAAAAAAUAAAUGAAAAUGAAAUGAAAGAAAAAAAUAAUUUAUUUAUAGAAAUAAAUAAAAUGAAAAAAAAUAUAAUAAACGAUAUAAAUAUGAGAAAAGCUGAAUCUUUUGUUAUAAUUAUAUCAAGUGAAUUUAUUUAUAAUACAAAUACAGAUAUAAAUUUGUUAGCAAAAACAUUAAUAUCAAUUUCUUUAAAAUAUUUAAAUAAUGAUAAUAAAAUAAUUAUACAUACUGACGAUUUUAAUAUAUCAAACUUAUUUAUGCAAUUAUUAAUAAAUUCUAAAUCAUAUAUAAAUAUAAAAUUAAAUGAAUUUAUUUUAAGAGAACAUCAAGUUAUUAAAAGGAGAACUCACCCAGCUAUAAAAAAUGCCAAAUUGGGUGAUGGCUUUUUGCUAACUGCUUUGAAGGUGGAAAGUUGGUAA